Molecule: messenger RNA, 1563 nt
Organism: Anneissia japonica
Lineage: Eukaryota; Metazoa; Echinodermata; Crinoidea; Comatulida; Comatulidae
Exons: 6
Coding region: 16-1152 (378 amino acids)
Source: RefSeq, a predicted model, not a curated record
AAGUUCGCAAAGAAGAUGGUUAGAAAACUACCUUUAAAAUGGUUGCUUGUUCUACAGGAAAUCCAGAAGUUGAAAGUAAAGCAUAUUUAUCUACCAACCAAGAAGGUGAUUGCUUUGGUUGAGCGGUGUGGGGUCAAACAAGACGCUCAAAGGGUGCUGCUUGAGUAUUUACACGACCUUGGUGAGAUUCUUUACUUUCCUGAUGACAAAGCCUUGAGGGAUAUUGUUGUUUUAGAUGUGAUGAAAUUAGUUGACAUGUUUAAAACAAUAAUCACCGUUAUUGAUCCAAAGUUUAUGAAACCAAUGCACAGAGAAGCCUGGAGGAGAUUGGACAAGGGGAUCCUAGAGGAGCAUUUGUUAAGGCACCUAUGGAAGGAGUUCAAAUUUUCAGAUGAGACGUUUGACUUCUUCGUAUCUCUCAUGCAGAAGUUUGGGCUGGUGUGUGAGAAAAACAUGGGUGGUGAACGUAUUUUCUACGUUCUUUCGCGCUUGAAGCCUAAACGAAUACAUGCCACACAAACUAAGGAUUACGGGAUUUGCGCAAUUUCCAUCUUUCAUGACUUUGGCAACUAUCUACCUGACGAUGUUUUCCAGCGUGGAGUAACUAAGUUCAUUGAGAGAUUCCAAGUAAAAGACGUUGAGCCUACAUUAUCUUAUGAGCAUGUGGAGGUGAAUAUCGAUGAAUUUCACCUCGUGGUUUUGAGUGUAGCCUCAAUCAAGCAUCGUCGUAUGUUUAAGACAACAAUCAUCAGACGAAAUAUUUUCAAUGCCGCUCAGCUUACCCAGGAAAAUGAACCAUCGCCGAGAGUGUGUAAGAAGGUGUUGACAUUCCUCGAAAGAGAACUAAAGAUUUGUCAGAGCGGUGCAAGGGGCGUGGAAUUAACAAGGUACAUUGCUUGCGAUUGUAGGGACGCUCACAUGCAUAUUGUGCGCCAAUUUAACAUGGAUGUGUUGCCAUGUGGAAGCAAUGGAAUGGAAGUGACACGCUACCGCCGACUAUUUGAAGAUGACGUGCAACAACAAGGUAAAUUGUGCACUUGCAUAGCGGAUAUAGCAUUGUCUAGUGUCUAUACACUUUGCAGGACAACAGAACAGGACAAAACUGGAAUAAAUAUUUGGAGAAAACAAACCUGCAAAAAUAUAGAAAAGUGAAAUUGCUGAUCUUGUCAAUUCUGAUGUGGGGUGGGAACGUGCCAUAGGUAGUCCAUAUCCACUUCAGUCCCAUGGUUGGGUCGAUGGCAGAGACAUAUUGUGCUGUUACGCAUCAACAAACCCUUUUUGGCCCAGGGUAGAGCGAGGUCACUAGGCCUACUGAUCCAUGGGUAGGGAUACCAAAGGUGCCCCUAUGGAUCAGUGGCCCUGCAGACCGUCGCACGUCAGUGCAUAGGCGUUACACCACUGAUCAUAGAAAGCUGUUCUAAAAACCUGAGUGCUAUAUUCUGUAAUAAUGGCUGAAAACUCCGUCUGAGGUCUCCGUCUUUUGGCCUUUUUUCCAUACUGAUUUAUGAAAUCGUUGAAAAAUUUCGGCAUCGGGGAUAUGCGUUGUAUUCUAUUUCGCCCACU